This is a messenger RNA of Tigriopus californicus, 1572 nucleotides long. RefSeq names its product microtubule-associated protein RP/EB family member 1-like (gene Eb1). The record is from RefSeq and is a predicted model, not a curated record. The transcript is spliced from 5 exons. Gene Ontology annotation, biological process: spindle assembly; regulation of microtubule polymerization or depolymerization; protein localization to microtubule plus-end. Gene Ontology annotation, molecular function: microtubule plus-end binding. Gene Ontology annotation, cellular component: microtubule plus-end; microtubule organizing center; spindle midzone. Bases 218 to 1087 code for a protein of 289 amino acids. Lineage: Eukaryota; Metazoa; Arthropoda; Copepoda; Harpacticoida; Harpacticidae.
GUCUCCCUGAUUCUCCGUCCUCCCGCCAGUGAGUAAGUCAGUCAGUCAGCCAGUCAGUCCAAGUCAGUGAGCGAGUGAGCGACUGAGAAAGAAGUCUCCGUCGUCUGGUAGCCCUACUUGUACUAACUCCAACAACAACUACAGCAUCUGAGAUCUCAGACGAGACCCUUGAAAAAAUACUCGUUCGAUUUCUUAGUUUGCCGCAUCCUUCAUCAUCAUGGCCGUGAACGUGUACAACACCUCGGUGACCACGGAUAACUUGUCCAGACACGACAUGCUGGCUUGGGUGAACCAGUCCCUGGAUGCCCGAUUCAAUAAAAUUGAGGAGAUGUGCACUGGAGCCGCUUACUGUCAAUUCAUGGACAUGCUUUUCCCCAGUUCCAUCCAGAUUAAGAAGGUCAAGUUCAGGACGAACUUGGAGCACGAAUAUAUUCACAAUUUCAAGAUCCUUCAAGCUGGGUUCAAGCGAAUGAAUGUGGAUAAAAUCGUCCCUGUCGACAAGUUGGUUAAAGGGCGCUUCCAGGACAACUUUGAAUUCAUCCAAUGGUUCAAAAAGUUUUUUGAUGCCAAUUGGGAUGGGGCCGAAUACGAUGCCAGUGCCAUGCGUGGAGGCGAAGAGCUGGGCAUGGGUGGAGCACGGUCUUCCGGAAUUGCCCGAGCUGCUCCCCGCAAUGGAGCCCCACCCCCUCGAGCCGCUCCCAUUGCCAGAAAUGGAACCAGCGGAAUGGCCGGCCGGGCAACUGCCAGUAGUCGUCCCCCAGCGGCAUCGCGUGCUCCUGCGGGUGGUGUGAGUAGAGCAGCGGGUGGUUCACGAGUAGCAAGCGUCAACAGUCCUGAACUCAUGGCCCAGAUUGAAGACUUGAACGCCCAACUCAUGGAAAGCAAGUUGACGAUCGAGGGUCUUGAGAAAGAACGAGAUUUCUAUUUUGGCAAAUUACGUGACAUCGAGGUCAUUGGCCAGGAGUACGAAACUGUUGGUGGCGAAAUGAUUGCCCGGAUUCUAGGAGUGCUCUACGCCACUGAGGAUGGCUUUGCUGUUCCGGAAGAUGAGGAAGCCCCACCUCCUCCUGAGGAGGAGAUCUACUAACUUUGUCCAUUCGUCGUAACGCCAAAAAUAUGAACUUUGCUUUUCGUUAGAAAGAGCGAACCGAAAAGUGUCCAGAUUGAACUGCCUCAACCACAAAGAGAUCAGUCCGACGAACAGCAUGAAUCAUUAUAUUGCCAACCCCAACGCGCUUCAGAAGAAAUAAUAAGAUUUAAUCCUUCGCCCACCACUUGCGAAAUUUCGAAAGUAUUCGCGCUAAUUCUUACCGGCGAUGCUCCUCUUUCGCAACAUCUACCAAUUUUAUGCCUCUUUAAACGCUCAGGGCCUGAACCAACAACCACCCGUGGACUACACAUAGACUCGACCCGCGGGUCGUAUCAUCCCGGGUCAAUCGUUCAGGCGUCUGAAACAACUCACCGGUUUUUUUUCCUUUAACUCAGGCCGGACGAAGAGUUCUCGAUGAUAAACUAUGAUGCAUUUUUUGGACACAUUAUCCAGAAUAAAAAGAGUCUAUUUCUCUUACAUAA